AUGCUUUCCUCGGUUCAAGUCCAAAGAAUUCAAGAAAACAACAACCUCAAAACCACCGUGAACCACCGCAAUCAUUCCUCUACCACCACUACCAUAUGGAGAGUUACACCGUCUAUUUACCUCCCCGAAUACCUCCACCACCACCACACUCACGCGGUGGGUCAAAACCAGUGUUCUUCCACAAUAACCUUGUCGAUCUCCGCCCCCAUGGAAACUGUCUGGUCGGUCGUCCGUCGCUUCGACAACCCACAGGCGUAUAAACACUUUCUUAAGAGCUGUCACGUCAUCGUCGGAGACGGUGACGUGGGAUCCGUAAGGGAGGUCCAAGUGGUGUCGGGGUUGCCGGCCGGAUCCAGCAUGGAGCGGCUUGAGAUCCUUGAUGAUGAACACCAUGUCAUGAGCUUCAGCGUCGUCGGUGGAGACCAUCGCCUGAAAAACUACCGGUCUGUCACCACGCUCCAUUCUUUACCGACGUGUGGCGGAAACACCAUCGUCGUGGAGUCGUACGUUGUGGACGUGCCGCCGGAAAACACCAAGGAAGAGACGUGUGUGUUCGUCGAUACCAUUGUACGAUGUAACUUGCAGUCACUCAAGCAAAUGGCUGAAAAUUUAACCCAUAAUUAG
Lactuca virosa is the source of this 624-nucleotide messenger RNA. The record is from the annotation of a GenBank genome assembly. NCBI's taxonomy places the organism in Eukaryota, Viridiplantae, Streptophyta, Magnoliopsida, Asterales, Asteraceae.